AUGGCGGAUGUUUCUGUUGACAGUUUAAUCCUGAAGCUGCACGAUGUGAACGCAGUAAAGUUCGGAGAGUACAAGCUAAAGAGCGGCUUGCUGACACCGAUUUAUAUCGACCUGAGGGUUCUGGUUUCCCACCCUGCUCUGAUGAACCAGGUUUCGAGCGUCAUCUACCAACGAGCGCAGGAAGAGAACCUUCAGUUUAACUCGGUGUGUGGGGUUCCGUACACGGCCCUGCCUCUGGCCACAAUUAUCUGCUCAAAACACGAACUGCCCAUGCUCAUCAGGCGGAAAGAGGCCAAGGACUAUGGAACUAAGAAGAUGGUGGAGGGGUCAUGGUGUGAGGGGGAUACGUGUUUAAUCAUUGAGGACACAGUGACCAGCGGCAGCAGCAUCCUGGAGACAGCAGAAGUUCUCCAUAAAGAGGGGCUGAAGGUGACAGAUGCCAUUGUGCUGAUGGACAGAGAGCAAGGCGGCAUGGAGAUGUUAGCAUCUCUGGGAAUUCGCCUCCUGCCCAUCAUCUCCAUGUUUAAGCUGCUUGAUGUGCUGCUUGCAGCUGAACGCAUCGACGCCCCAACAGCCCAGAGUGUCCGCAAGUUCAUCCUGGACAACAACACCUUCAGGCAUAAGAAGACAAAUGGCAGUGAUGCUCCAGCUCCCAAGAAGCCAUGUGUGGAACCAAAGCAAAUUUUGAGCUAUGCAGACAGAGCAGAGCUGCCAAAAAUUCACCCCCUGGCAUCUAAAUUGCUCAAGAUUAUGGAGGAGAAGGAGUCCAACCUUUGUGUUUCCGCUGACGUGACGAGCAACAAGGAGCUGCUCCAGCUGGCCGAGUCUCUCGGUCCAAAGAUCUGCAUGUUGAAGACUCACUGUGACAUCCUGAAGGAUUUCACAGAAGAAUUCAGCCAGAAACUCCAAGCUGUUGCUGAACAACACAACUUUCUCAUCUUUGAAGACCGCAAGUUUGCUGACAUUGGAAAUACAGUCAAGCAUCAGUAUGAGGGCGGUGUGUUCCGGAUCUCUUCUUGGUCCCACAUCGUCAACGCCCACGCUGUGCCGGGGCCCGGGGUCGUGAAGGGCUUGAGUGCUGUGGGGAAGCCUCUGGGCCGAGGCUGUUUGCUCAUUGCACAGAUGAGCUCCCAAGGCUCUCUGGCUACUGGUGAAUACACACAAGCUGUGGUUAAGAUGGCAGAGGAAAACUCAGAUUUUGUAAUUGGGUUCAUUUGUGGCUCUAAGAUGACUGAAAAACCAGAAUUUCUCCACAUGACUCCUGGUGUGCAGAUAAAGGCUGGAGGGGAUUUGAUGGGCCAACAGUACACAACCCCAGAGGACGUGAUCUACAACAAAGGCUCAGACGUCAUCAUUGUGGGACGAGGCAUUUUGGAGGCGUCUGAUUGGCUCGAGGCUGCCGAGUCGUAUAGAAAGUCGGGCUGGGAUGCCUACAAGAGGAGAACGGGUCAGAGUGACCAGUAAGAUCUCAGGAGUUUCAUCAUUGUGAUGAACUACAACUGUCUGUGUAGGUGGGCAGCAAACAUUCAAGGGACAAUCAACCAACAGGUAUUGCUAACACAUGGGUACAUCUCAUUUUUUGUAUGAAACAUGCCUAUCUAAAGAAAGCGUGUUUUUUUUAAUCAGAGUGAUUUUAUGCAAGUGGUGUGAAAUAUGUAUCACCCUUCAAUUUUCAGUUUUGUGAAAGAUCCUGAAGGCUUUGCUGCUAAAGCAGGAAUGCAAAAUUGUAGAGAUCACAGAUCAAGCUUUUCCUGGCCAAUAUCGAUUUUCAGUAUUAAUGUGCUGUAACCUCUACAGCACAUUGCUUGAUAAAUGUAGUCAUUUUAAAUCCAUCUAAAUUGAAAAAAUGAUGAGUUUAUUGUGUGCAUCAAGCUAAACAUCUCUCAAUAGAGUGCAUUGCUGUGCAUUCUGCCAGUUGUGUUUAUAUUCUGAAAGUGGUGGAAGUUUUUAGCUUUGAUGCAUUCAAUCACUAGGAAAAUUUUUUAUUUUAUUUUAUUUUUUCGUAUUUGAUCAGCUGAUCAAAAUACCUCUUUUUCUCUCACCUGCCUUUGAUAUGAUUUCUUGUUGCUCCAACAAGAUUUACCCUGAUUUACUACAAAUAUUCACUGGUGACUAUGAUUAUACGUUGAUUUGGUAUCAUGGCAUCUUAAAACACAGAAUCUUUGUCAUCUUUGUAUUUUUUGUAAUUCAAAAACUAUAAACUAAUACUUUAUGUGUUUCAAACUCAUAAAGUAUUAGAUGAAAUUGGAACUUGGCCACCUAUGUGUUUGAUCAAAAAUCUUUUGUUUUCAUGGUUACUAUCAGAAAUAUCUAAGAACACUCCUAGAAAUGUGAACAACUUUUAUAGUGUGUGCUCUGCUUAAUAAUUGUAUUUUCAAUCUAACAGUGUUUUAGGACAGCUUUACGACAUCGAAUUGCUAUUGAUUGAAGAGCCGAAGUGAACAGAACCUGAUGUAUUGCUGUAUUGAGGACCAAUGUUUGCCAUCCAUUCUUCAUAAUAUAACGUAAAAUUAGGCAGCCCAUGAGUUGCGACCUGAUUUGAUGGGUAUUUGAACUACGACACAUUAAAUCAUUGAAACUGCUUGUAAAAUGAGACAGAAAUUGAGUUUUGUAUUGUAGCUGCUUCUGUACAGGGCCAGUGUUUUCCUACGGGCUUUGCUUGAUAAAUUGUAAUUUUUACAGUACUGGUGUUAGAUCUUUGUAUUUCAAGAUUUUGAUACAUACAGGAAAUGUAUGCAAUUUGCUUUAAGUGCUUUCCAAAGCUACGAAACUAUUAAAAACAAACUGUAUUACAAAAUAAAUAAAUGUUGAUUUCCACAAAUAACCAGAGUGGCUUUUGACAUUCUGUUCUUUUUUAUUAUUAUUUUGUAACCUAGAGAGACAAAUUUCUUUAGAUCGGCAAAAUCUAGAGAAAAUUGAGUUGGAAUACAAAUAUAUGAAAAGUUUAAAAACUUUCUAAACUGUAGAUUUUAGUUCUACAUACUUUUUAAAUGAGUGAUUUAAUGCAGAUUAUAAGUAAAUUCAGUUUUUCAUAGCAUCUUAACAUCUUUUGCAUUUCACAUUUGUAUAUAAUAAGCCUUGUGGAAACAUUAUGCAUUUUAGAGUACCGUACUAAAUCAUGUUCAGAUAUUGAUGUUUAAUCUACUUUUUUUACCUCUGCAAUCAAAAAUGGAUUAAUUGCAAUUAACUACUAACAUUUUUUUUACUCUUUAGCUAAUCUAAUGUGAACAUAAAUGCAUUUUGUAGAAUAAGCAAUAAGUAACCCACUUUGGCUGAAAUUACCUAAUUGAGAUGCUUCUAGGCAUCUAAAAGCUUCUGGCAUUUUUAUAAGGAAAGUUUGCUCCACUCCUCACUUUAAGGUGUGAGACGUUUGUAUUUUUUUUUUUUGAAAUGCAGCCUGUUACAAGUUACCACCCAGCAUCUCUAAAGGAAAUGCUGCUCUAAAGGAUUGAGGAAAUAUAUUUUUUUCUUUUAGAAGGGAGACGGGAAAUUGGAAGAUUAUUUAUGUUAGGAAUUACUGAAUUUAAAAGGGGUAUGAUUAUAUAAGUUAAAUUUCAUCAUACUCCUUUUCAGACUCACAGUCACCACACAAAUGAUAUAUUUACAUGUAUAUUUGGUUACAAGGUAUUUUAUUUACACUUAGAAUUAUAAAAGUCUUUGUAUGUUUUGUUGGUGAAAUGUCUGAAAUAAAAAAUUAUCAUAACAAGUA
Messenger RNA from Xiphophorus hellerii (green swordtail), 3709 nucleotides. It is a transcript of the gene umps, whose product is annotated as uridine monophosphate synthetase. Gene Ontology annotation, molecular function: orotidine-5'-phosphate decarboxylase activity; orotate phosphoribosyltransferase activity. The record is from RefSeq and is a predicted model, not a curated record. NCBI's taxonomy places the organism in Eukaryota, Metazoa, Chordata, Actinopteri, Cyprinodontiformes, Poeciliidae. Gene Ontology annotation, biological process: 'de novo' UMP biosynthetic process; 'de novo' pyrimidine nucleobase biosynthetic process. The transcript is spliced from 10 exons. Bases 1 to 1464 code for a protein of 487 amino acids.